Harpia harpyja (harpy eagle) is the source of this 1753-nucleotide messenger RNA. RefSeq names its product heme oxygenase 2 (gene HMOX2). Gene Ontology annotation, biological process: response to oxidative stress; heme oxidation; heme catabolic process. The coding region runs from base 619 to 1557 and encodes 312 amino acids. The record is from RefSeq and is a predicted model, not a curated record. NCBI's taxonomy places the organism in Eukaryota, Metazoa, Chordata, Aves, Accipitriformes, Accipitridae. The transcript has 8 exons. Gene Ontology annotation, molecular function: heme binding; heme oxygenase (decyclizing) activity.
UCGGCUCGGCUCACCUCAAUCCGCCUGGGGUGCGCAGCGCCCGGCUGCCAGCCCUGUGAUCGUGACUAGCCGAGGUCUGGCUGCGUGCCGGGCCAGCGAUUGUCAGGCCUCCCUAAUCUCUUCCUUCUGUUCCCACGGGCGAGCUUCUGCACAGCAGCUGAGGAAGCGUGCCAGGACAGUUGCCUCGGGGUUCCGCAGUGAUUCCUGUGCGCAGCUUCUGGGAAAGGAUCCCCCGGUCCUUCGGGACAGAGUCCUGUGCCCGGUUCUCCGGGUGGCGUGGGGGGCACUUGGCUCUUCUCACCCCAGUGGAGCUCAGUGACGAGCUUGGAGGACAAAAGCCUCUGAGGCUGCUUGCUGUCCCUACUUUUCCAUUUUCGGCUGAAACAAACGUCUUGGUCAAGCCUUGUGGUGCCUAGCACUUGUACACAGUGCUGCGUUACAUACAUCAGCCCCCUGCUAUCCUGACUCUUGUAGCUGUUGGAUUUCUCCCAAGCAGUCUGCUGUCAGGCCACCGGGAAGGCUUGGGUAAAGGCUUCUGAGACCCCAUCAGAUGUCCCCUGUGUAGCAUGGAGAGCAGAGUUCCAGUGUUGAUUGCCUAAUCUCCAGCACUGACCAGCGAUGCCAUCAGCUAUGGAGGGCUCAGAGGGGGGAGAAGAAGGGGAAAUCUUGCACUAUGAGGAAACAGAAGAUGACAACGUCAGUCCCACUGACCUUUCAGAGCUGCUGAAGGAGGGGACUAAGGAAUCCCACGACCAUGCGGAGAACACUCAGUUUGUCAAAGACUUUCUGAAAGGACGGAUCAAGAAGGAGCUCUUCAAGCUGGCCACGGCGGCACUUUACUUCACAUACUCUGCUCUGGAAGAGGAAAUAGAUCGCAACAAGGACAACCCAGUCUUUGCUCCUCUGUAUUUCCCCCUAGAGCUUCACCGGAGAGAAGCGUUGGUCAAAGACCUGAAAUACUUCUAUGGAGAAGACUGGAAAGAGAAGAUCCAGUGUUCAGAGGCAACUCAGCACUAUGUCGACAGAAUCCAUCAUGUGGGACAGCACGAGCCAGAGCUGCUAGUGGCUCAUGCUUACACACGCUAUAUGGGAGACCUCUCAGGUGGCCAAGUGCUGAAGAAGGUAGCCCAGAGGGCCUUGAAGUUGCCCAGUACUGAGGAAGGGAUCCAAUUCUACAUGUUUGACAAUGUUUCCAAUGCACAGCAGUUCAAGCAGCUCUACAGAGCAAGGAUGAAUGCUCUAGACUUGGACAGGAACACCAGGGAAAGGAUUGUGGAAGAGGCCAACCGAGCCUUCAGACUCAACAUGCAGGUAUUUGAUGAACUGGACAAGAUUGGCAGGUCGCUGACAGAAGAAGCCCAGGACGGAGGCCUUCCAGUCCACGACGGAAAAGGAGACCUACGCAAAUGCCCUUACUACACAGACAAACUAGGCAAGGCAGGACCCGGCUGCCCCUGUCACGCUGCCAUGGCCCUGGCAAAGCAGCCCCUAGUGCAGCUGAUCCUGGCAGCCUGCGUGGCUGUGGCAGCAGGAGCAGCAGCCUGGUACAUCAUGUGAUGCGAAGAGCGGCGUGUGGCUCUAAAUGGUGGCAAGGGGAGAGGCAUGCGCCCUGUUCUUCUUCAAACUGUUCCCUUGCUGUUGGUGGUGAGUUGGCUGCAGGGUGGAAGUAAGAAAAUAAACAGGAAUCCUGCGGGACUGUCAAAGACUUUCCACACCAAUAAUGCAAGCAUUGUAAUAUAAUGUCUUUAGCUGA